GAGAAAGGAGAGACGAGAGAGAGAAGACAGGAAAAGUGAAGAGAAGAGAAGAGACUCAGCACGGUCCAGUCCAGCGGUCCAUCAGGUGAUUCAUGGCGAGGAUGAAAGCGGUGAUUCUCAGCAGCUGCCUCUUGGUCGUGACCUUGACCUUAGUCUCAGCUCGCCCGGUGCAGAACGCCAGAGGUUUGAACAGCGGCAGCGAUGAGGGAUACUCUCGUUAUUUCCGGUCGCUCUACCCAUCAUACUACCCCUACACACCCUACUUCAGACGUCCCUAUUACAGGACCUUCCCGGGCUCCAACUUCCCCGGGAUCAACUUCCCCGGGAUCAACUUCCCCGGCUACAACUUCCCCGGCUACAACUUCCCCGGAUCCAAAUACCCCGGCUACGGGCGCGUACCAAUCUUCAACGGCUUUGAGCGGAAUGGCAACCCGGGGGCAGCACGGGAGGAGGAGAACCUGGUGGAUGAGGGAACUCCCCGGGAAUAUUCCAUCAUCAACGUAGACAGCCAGAGCUCCGACAUCUCCCGGGAGGAUACGAGCAGCGAUGAAGAUGAUGACUACAGUGUUCCCUACGGGAAUGAGGUGCCUGACUACCUGCACCCUGGGGUGCCAGAUUAUGCCCAGCCUGAGCUACCAGAUUAUGUAUACCCCCGGGUGCCAGAUUAUGGGCUCCCUAGGGUGCCAGAUUCUGCACAGCCCCGGGUGCCAGAUUCUGCACACCCCCGGGUGCCAGAUUAUGGACACCCCCGGGUGCCAGAUUAUGGACACCCCCGGGUGCCAGAUUCUGCACAGCCCCGGGUGCCAGAUUAUGGACACCCCCGGGUGCCAGAUUAUGGACACCCCCGGGUGCCAGAUUAUGGGCUCCCUAGGGUGCCAGAUUAUGGGCUCCCCCGGGUGCCAGAUUCUGCACACCCCCGGGUGCCAGAUUCUGCACAUGGACACCCCCGGGUGCCAGAUUACGAAGAGGCUGUAACCCAGGAAGAAGGGUUCCCCGGAGAGCCAGAUUACGAGGGCCCCUUCAUACCAGGGAUGGACACGGACAUCGAUGUGGGGUUUGAGCGACAAAGCUCCAAGGGGGCAGAAGAUGGAACAUCUAACGCGGAGGACCCAACCAGUGUCCUCCCCUACUCUGACUCCUCACAGAGUACAGAUUCACAUGGACAGAACCUGGAAGAGGACCAGAUCUUCACCGGCAGCAACCAGACCGCCGGUCUUCAGGAAGAAGUCAACGGGCCGGCUGGGGAGGACUCCAAUCCCGAGCAAACUCUGAGCAAUGAGGGAUUCGUGGACCUGCCACGGACCGUUGAGGACUCGGCCAAAGAAGACCAAACUGCAGAGGACCCCAGGAACACUGAUCUUACCACCUUUACCACUGAAGACGACAGUCGUUCUGAAGAUCUAGGUCGUUACGAAGAUCAGUAUCGUUUUACAGAGGAUAAUCAUUAUGAAGAUGAUGAUUUAAGCGACUAUUACCAGGAGGGCAAUGAUGAGACUGAAUCUGAAUUCAGCAGAGCAGGUUCCAACCGUAGUAGUUCAUCAGAGUCGGAUGAGAUGGGCCUCCAUGCUGGUGACGUUGAGGACACUGACGAUGAUGAGGACUCCAGUGAAGAUGUGACCAACAAGAGCCAGGCCGAGGGUGACUGGGCACGGGGUGACGAGGACAUGGAUGCCAACUAUUCCUUGUAAGGUGCUGGCGAAGAUGUCGGAUGAACCAUUUCUUUAUACGCUUUCCAGUCUGAGUUAAGGAAGUGUGGAAGUGGAUGGACAGUGUGAAAUUCAUUAUUGAUAACGUUAAAUGUGCAAAUAAUUGACUUUUUGCUUGACUGAGCUCACUUUAUUUGGGUGUAAGGUUUUCUGACCUUAUAUGGAAUACAUUCUGCAGGUUAUUGGCCAAAUCCUCAGGGAUCUCUUCCCAAAGCUGCUGAUACAGGCACAAGAGUCCAAACCACCAUGACAUGGGCUGAGAGGCUGGUCUGAAAAUGAUCUUAUUUUUUUUCAGUCAAUCUGAACCUUUUUUCCCCAGGGUGGAAAUGCCAAAGACUAGAGGGCAUAGUUUUAAGGUGAAAGGGGCCAAGUUAAAGGGAAAAAUGCAGGGCAAGAUUUUUCCCACAGAGGGUGGAGGGUGCCUGGAACGUGCUGCCAGGGGUGGUGGUGGUGGAGGCAGAUACGAUAGUGGCGUUUAGGAGGCUUUUCAUGGAUUUGUAUGGAUAUGGAGGGACGUGGAUCACAUGAUUAUUUAAUCUUGGCAUCAUGGACACCAUGGGCCAAAGGGCCUGUUCCUGGGCUCUACCUUUCUCUGUCCUCCUAUUUCUCUUUUCAUACAUGUUAUGGUUGUAAUGUGGGCAUUAGCGGCAAGAGCAGCCUUGUGGCCCGUGCCAGAUCCCUGUUGGGUAGGUGGUGAAGGUACUGUGUUUGGGGAGGGGGUUCUGACAUUUAGAUCCAGUUAUAAUCAAGGAACACUGAUGUACUUUGAAGCCAGGAUGACGUUGAAGAUUGAGUGUAAUGGUGGCCCCAUGGACCUUUUUGUCCCCAUCGUCCUUUGGUGCUUUAUGGCUGAGGUCAUGGAUUUGGUAAGAAGACUCUUGUCAAGUUGGCAAGUUUGCAGUGAUUAUUUCUUCAAUGUUAUUCUCCAUUUGGGAACCUUCUGCACUGAGUCUUCAGAGUUCACUGAAAGCAAGAGAUCUUCUUCUUCUUCUUCUUGCGUAUGGCGUGCACAGCCUAAAGUUGUAGGAAAACUUGUUCUAUUUGAUCUUACUUGAUUGUGCACGCCGGGUUGAUUGCAUUCGUCGAAACAGGGCGGACCACAUGAAGGUUGCAAUCUCCCACCCCAAAGCAAGGGAUCUCAGUUCAGAUCAGUUUAGUUUAGUUUAUUGUCACGUGUACCGAGGUACAGUGAAAAGCUUUUGCUGCGCGCUGUCCAUCAACGGAAAGACAACACAUGAUUACAAUCGAGCCAUUCACAGUGUUCAGAUACAUGAUAAGGGAAUAACGUUAGUGCAAGGUAGAGCCAGUAAAGUCCGAUCAAGGAUAGUCCGAGGGUCACCAAAGAGGUAGAUAGUAGUUCAGCACCGCUCUCUGGUUGUGGUAGGAUGGUUCAGUUGUCCGAUAACAGCUGGGAAGAAACUGUCCGUGAAUCUGGAGGUGUGCGUUUCCACACUUCUGUACCGUUUCCCCAAUGGGAGAAGGGAGAAGAGGGAGUGGCCGGAGUGAGACUGGGCCUUGAUUAUGUCGCAGGCUCUAAACAUUUGUAUUGGGUGCGAUGGUGUAUUAAUCUGCAGCAAAACACCAAGUGCGGGAGGAGCUCAGCAGGUCAGGCAACAUCUGUGGAGGGAAAGGACAGACGAUGCUUCAGAUCGGGAUUUUCUUCAACCAUCCAUUCCCGUGUCUGCCGUUUCUUGUGUCUCCAUACAUUAAUCCGUACACUUAUAUGUAUAUGUGAUAAGUAAUUGUCAUUUCUGUAAUGGAUUCAUUUGAUUUUGCGGAUCAGUUGUAUCUGCUGUAUUUUAAAUGUAUUUUGAAACUUCUCCCUUCUCCAAAUAAAAUUUAUUGGAAUAAAAG
Leucoraja erinaceus (little skate) is the source of this 3560-nucleotide messenger RNA. RefSeq lists its product as uncharacterized. The record is from RefSeq and is a predicted model, not a curated record. The coding region runs from base 93 to 1688 and encodes 531 amino acids. The transcript has 6 exons. NCBI's taxonomy places the organism in Eukaryota, Metazoa, Chordata, Chondrichthyes, Rajiformes, Rajidae.